AUGCUCCACCUCCUUUCACAUGUUGAGGUUCUGACUGCAGAUGUUCUCUUUGCAGUGUUCACAGCAUCUGUAACAGGAAACAUGAACAGCAUCAUACUCCUGUGUGUCUUCUCCACCUCUAUAUUUAUAAGUAAGUAAUAUGAAAAUAUUGCUUUUGAUAUUUUUUGCGUAUGGCACCAUAAUUAAGACAUAUUUUGUCCUAACACUACACAUUACAAUAUUAUUCUCUAUUGUUUGUAUCUCUCAGAUCUGAUUUCUGGAAUCAUAGUCACCCAGUUGCCACCUACAGUGACCACCAAUGAAGGGAUGAUGGGAUCAUUGUCCUGCAGUAGUGAUGCAGCAGCUGAUUAUAUGUUUUGGUACAUACAGAAACCUGGACAAACCAUCCAGUAUCUCUUCCAGGGUUAUACAAAACAAGAAGACCUUGAUAAAGAUAUGAAGGGUCGCUUCUUCUAUAAAACUGACAGCACAAACAAGCAGUUUCCUCUAAAUAUCACUGAACUGAGAGUAUCUGAUUCUGGGACAUAUUACUGUGCCAUGAGACCCACACUGGGUGAAGAACAUAAAGAGUAUGUACAAUAACAUCAUUGUCACCAAGUGUACAACAUCUGCAAUGCAAGACUUUACACCACAAGAUUACAUUGUUUUAUUCAGUCACUUUAUAGCUGAAUUUCCUGUGUAUGCACCAUUCCUAUCUAUGAAAUAUUACUGUUUAACCCCUUAAGGACACAUGCCGGAAAUAUUCCGUCAUGAUUCCCUUUUAUCUAGAAGUUGUGUCCUUAAAGGGUUAAGCAAUAUCCUCUCAAAGAUUAUAAGUGUGAACAUUGGAUUUAA
Molecule: messenger RNA, 834 nt
Organism: Pelobates cultripes (western spadefoot toad)
Lineage: Eukaryota; Metazoa; Chordata; Amphibia; Anura; Pelobatidae
Source: the annotation of a GenBank genome assembly